This is a messenger RNA of Camponotus floridanus (Florida carpenter ant), 2591 nucleotides long. RefSeq names its product heat shock factor protein 1. Bases 135 to 2141 code for a protein of 668 amino acids. The record is from RefSeq and is a predicted model, not a curated record. The transcript has 12 exons. Gene Ontology annotation, biological process: regulation of DNA-templated transcription. Lineage: Eukaryota; Metazoa; Arthropoda; Insecta; Hymenoptera; Formicidae. Gene Ontology annotation, molecular function: sequence-specific DNA binding; DNA-binding transcription factor activity.
GCAAAAAUAAUAUCGUCAGCGGUCGUCGGCCAUUGUCGUCGGCGGAGAUGCGAGAUAUUUUUCCGUGAUUUCGAACAAAAUCGGUGAACGAAACUGCACACGACAUUGUUCAACAUUUCGCACCAUCCUCCAGGAUGCACACGGUCGCGGAAUUGGGCACCGGCGUCCCGGCGUUCCUUGCCAAGCUGUGGAAACUGGUCGAGGACCCGGAGACCGACAACCUGAUCUGUUGGUCACCUAACGGACGAAGCUUUUUCAUAAAAAAUCAAGCAAAAUUUGCGAGAGAAUUAUUGCCACAUUAUUAUAAACACAACAAUAUGGCUAGUUUUGUACGGCAGCUGAAUAUGUAUGGAUUCCACAAGAAAGUAUCUGUAGAAUUGGGCGGCCUAAAAUGCGAUAAGGACGAAAUGGAAUUUGCACAUCAGUUUUUCCACAAAGCACAUCCAUAUCUGUUGGAGCAUAUUAAAAGAAAAAUUGCAUCUAGCAAAAGUGCAAGUCAAGAUGCAGCUCAUGCUCCUCUUAAACCAGAACUAAUGAACAAGGUGUUAUCAGAAGUAAGAAGUAUGAAAGGUCGACAAGAGAGCUUGGAUACUAAAUUAGGCGCAAUUAAACAUGAAAAUGAGGCACUAUGGAGAGAAAUAGCGAUGCUAAGACAAAAACACCUGAAACAACAACAAAUUGUUAAUAAGCUUAUUCAAUUUCUUAUUACUCUUGUGCAACCCUCGUCAAGAGCAGGUGGUUUAUCCGUCAAGAGGCGAUAUCCAUUGAUGAUAGAUGAUUCAAAUCGUGCACGUAAACAAAGCAAGUUAUCAAAGCCACAAGCAUCACCUACGGGACCAAUAAUUCAUGAACUUGAUGCAUCGGAACCUGAUUUAGAUUCAGAAUAUAUUGUUGCUGAGAUAUUAGAGAAUGGAGCGCCAGCUGUCCAUAGUCCAGAAGAAUAUAUCGAAGCAAUGGAUGACGAAAAUAUGGGAAAUGUUCAUUUGAUCGAAAAUCCUGAGACGGCACUGCUAGAAGACAAUAUCAGAACUGAUUCGCAUGAAACGAGGAAGAAACGUCUUUGCAAAGGCAAAAAGAAGAGGAAAAACAAGGUGCCUGUCAAAAUUUUGAUCCCACCAUUGGAAAAUGGAGGAAAACCAAGGGAAGAAUUACAUUUGCUCGAAAUGCCCGACAAUGAGGAAACUCCUGUAACUUUUGAUUUACUCAAAAAAGAAUCUGUCGGUUCUAAACCUGUACCUGUGGCGACUGUACGCAGUUCUAAACUCGCAGCAAUGGCAGCAAAUAUCAAUGAGUCCCAAGAUGCUGAGCACGACAUUGAUAUGUUGGACAACUCAGCUGACAUGGAAGACGAUAUGGAAGCCUCGGACAACGAUGCAUCUAUGAUGAAGCUGGAGGAUAUCUUAAUUGUUCCAGAAAUAGUCAACGACAGCAACAUUCAAAAUAUUGUCGGGAAUAAGGAUAACGACAACGAGGGAUCUAAGCAAAAUAAUAAGAGACUUUAUCAAGUUGAUGAUGAGAAAAUUGCUUUAGCGACAAAUGAUAUUGAACACCAUAACGAAAAUGGAAUAUCGACAUUUUCGCAAGAUGGAAAGAACAAUGAUGACAAAGCAAGCACAAGUUCAUCAAGAGAUUUAUCUUUGAGUUGUGUCAAUUCCUCUGGCAUAUCCGAAGCUAAUUACAGGUUAGAACCGAUGGAACAUAUGGAUAAUCAUCUGGAAUCAAUGCAAACAGACCUGGAAAACCUGCGUGAAAUUCUACGCGGUGAAGGUUGCAGCAUCGAUGCUAACACUCUUCUUGGGUUGUUCGGUGCAGAUGAUCCAAUGACAUUCGGAUUGCCAAUUAAUCCAGAAUUGAAUCCGAAUUGUGGAAAAGAUAAUGAUAAUAACACUGCAAUUGAAGAUUCUAUUAAUGGAUCUGCUGGUGGAGAACUUAUGGCAUAUAAUCCUACACCCAAUCUACUAGACUUUGAUGAUGAUAUGUUAUUAGGAAAUGAAUCAUCUUCGCUACCAACAGCAUCAUCAGAUUUACCUAUGGACAAUCUAUAUUCUUCAGAUCUAACAGAUUCUUUAGAUCCUUUAGAUGAUAAGGCUUUGCUUUACGAUUCUCUAGUAAGACUCUCUAGUAAGAAUCUAAAAUCGUAAAUACCAUUAUUUAUAUACAUGCUUUUUGCUGAGAACUCUGCUUCUGGAUUUAGUAAUUAUCUAGAAAAAAUGGUAAUGUAAAAAAUAGAAGUGAUAAAACUUGUUUGUAAUAAUAACAUUUCAAAAUAUUACAAAUUUUGCAGCAUUUACUAUCACAUAAAGUAAGAAUAGUAUCUGCAGCAACAUAAUCUAAAUAUCUUAUUGUGAAACAAACAUAAUGAAAAGUAUAAAGGAGCAAUUUUAAAAAUAUCACUAAAAGAGAAAAGAAAUUAGAUACCAAAAUGAUUACAGCUUGUCAAUGGACAAUGGACUCUUGCAAAUGGACAAAUGUGAGAGUUACAUUAAUAAAAUUUUCGUUCUUGCUUGUAUAUAAUUAUAAAUAAUUUUCUUUCCAAAAAAUGUCUCACAAUUAGCUUUGUAAAGAGAAGUAAAAAUAUAGAAUGACGAGAG